CCGUGUUGAGUUUUUAGCAUAGAAUUAGCAAAUACACUAAAUGUGGUUAACUAGCAUCCAUGCUAAUUGCAUAAGGGCAUUAUGGCAUUUUAAUGAUUUCUUUAAAAAUAUAUUUAUAAUAUCAUAUAGGCGCUCCUUUUUUAAGCGAAUUAUUGAAUAAAAUUAGGAUCUAUACUAUCAUAUUUCAUGUGGGAUAAGUGCUUAAAACACACCAUAAAAAUAGAGAAACGUCUGUAAGGGAAAUGCUGCCAUCUUGUGGACGGUUUAAAAAAAAAUCAAAGAUUCUAAAAAUAGUAGCGAUUAGCGGCCGGAUUCUAAACGGCUCCGUAUUGAACGUGUAGUGCACUCUGUAGGGUACGCGGUCUGUUGUUGCGUAGCCUUUGUAGGGCACCUAUAUAUGGAGCAGGGAGUGGUUUGGAAAUCAUCCAGUGACUCGUACAUCCUGCAUUCCGACUCACAGGUGAUCCUGUUUCGCUUUGAAAGACACACUAACACUCAGACUUCAAAUAACAAGUGUUUAUAUUAAUAAUAAUAAACUUACAAAAUAGCUCCUUAAAGUAGUGAAAAUUAUAAAGAAAAUAGUUGGGCAGGUAAAAACAUUUCCUACUUCCGUUUUCACCUCUUCUAAGAAAACGGAGGCAGGUCUUUCCAGUAAAGGCAGGUGUUGUUUUUUUCAUCGAGUCCCAUUUAUAUACACUCCAGGAAGUUCAGCUCAUUUGUCUCGCCUACUUUGACACCGCACCUUGUUCCGCUGCACGAAAAACAGUUUGAGAACAGAAGCUGAAAACAGUCUUGAGAUAAUAAUUCAGGGAUUAUUGUUGUACCAUGAGAGCAGUAUGGCUUUCAGGUGUUUAACAGCUGCUGUGUUUGUCCUCUCUCUGUCUGAGGUGUCAUGUCUAAACAUCGCAAACAGCUCCUCUCUGACCUGCAACCAAAUGGUGCCAUGUGAUAUUCAAAUAAAUAACUGUAUGUAUAAAGAAUGGAUGAAACCGCAGCUUUUCACUCCGACCAGUCCAGUGGAUCUGAAGGUUCAUGUAGACGUCAGAACGGAUGAGAACAGAGACUUGGUGCCUGUAAUCGUGGCCGAAUGGAAAGCAAGGGAUGAUGGGAGCAUUAUACAUUUGACUGGAACCGAGUUUCAAGUGACAAAGCAGGGCAGCGGUGAACACUUCUGUGUCCAUUACAUAUUUCACAAUAAGAUUACUACAAUGAGAAAUCCUUCUGGUGAACAGUGGUCUUUUUCUCUGGACAAAGUGGUUGUUGAUCCAGGUGAGACAUAUUUGGUGUCAGUCUCCAACCUCCCCAAGCCCAACUUAGCCUACACCAGUUACUACAUCAACAAAACUAUCCAAGUCUCGGGUUGUAAAGGUCCUGCUAUGCAGUCGACUCGAAUCUGUAUUGAAAGAGGAGAAAACUGGAAUCCCAGUAUUUCCAUGGUGAAGUCAGGACCUCAGAACAGGACACUUUUUGUUACCUUUGACACUGAUGAGCAUUCUGAAAGUUAUAAAGUCCAUUUGAAGUGCAAAGAACACAAAGAAACCCAAAAUCUCAGUAAGGAAAACAGGUCAUCCCUAAAUCUCACGUUUGACCUUGAAGCUUGGCCACACACAUGCUGCAGUUUCACUGUGGAGAUCCAGCCCUUCUUUAAGUGUGGAAAUGACUGCUUACGGAAGCAAAAGAAUUUUAAUAUAUGUCCAGAUCCACCUAAGCCACUCGCAGGUGCAGAUCAUUUGUGGAAGGUUUUUACUGGGUUGUUUGUCCUACUCUGCGUCCUUUGUGCCAUCUGUGCCAUUUGUUUGCGCUGCAGGAAGCAGAAGAAGGGUACAGAAAAACCCCUGAAUGAGCUCCCCACUUUAGAUAAUCUUCCAAAUGCUGAGUGUUCCGUGCUGAUCAUCUACUCAAGAGACCACCCAAAAUACACUGAUAUAGUGCUGAAGCUCUGUGCCUUCCUGAGGGCCAAAUGCGGUACGGAGGUUUACUUGGACCUCCUGGACACGGCCUCUAUUGGAGCCAUGGGCCGCUUGCAAUGGACAGAAUUACAGAAGCGUCGUAUAGAGCAAUCCUCUGACAAAGUGCUGGUCCUUUGCUCACGAGGAGUGCAGGCCAAGUGGGGGGCUAUGUGUGGCGAACCUCGAAUCCUCUUACGUGAGGAUGUUUGCUCACCAAUGGGGGACAUGCUGACACUCGCCCUGCAGCUCAUUACACCCGACAUGCAGCGGCCCGCCUCUUAUGGCAAGUACUUGGUAGCAUAUUUUGAGGAUAUCAGUAACGAAUAUGAUGUGCCCUCCAUGUUUGACGUGGCGGUCAAAUACAAGCUAAUGAAGCACUUUGAAGAGCUCUUCUUCCGGAUCCUGGAUCUGGAGAAGUAUCAGAAGGGGAAGGUGCACACAAUUAAGGGCAUUGGCAUCGAUGACUAUAUCAACUGCCCAUCAGGCAAAGCUUUGAGGGACGCCAUUGAAACCUUCCAGGCUUACCAGUUAGAGAAUCCGGACUGGUUUGAAAAGGAGUGCUUAGCCAGUGAAGAUGAGGUUCUGGUAGAUGAGAGCAGACCUUUUCUUAACGGGAGUCCCACACCGGUUCAUAAGUGUGAGCCUGUGCUCAACAUCGGACCAUCUGUAUGCAAGUGUGAGGUGGAGAUACACCCUAUGGACCAGACCCAUAGUGUAUGGUCCACUGAAAUACCACAUCUUAACCGGGAAUAUGAGGAACCUUCUGUUCUAGAUAUCCAACCAGCAUGCCAGGAAUAUUCCCUCUGUCCAGUGGAAGUUAUGGAAGCCCCACUUGGUAUCCACAAAGCUGGGGUGUGCCAUGCAGAUUCGGAGAACCAUCCCUGCCUUUUAGUUGAACCUGUACUACGGGAACCUUUACCAUCAAGUAGGAACGAGGUACAUGUGAACAGCUGGCCACCUACAGAAGACUCCCCUGCCAUUGAUAAAGAGGAGGCCCUGAGGAAACUACUGAACCUCCAGGUCUCCCUGGUAUCCGUUGAUAUUACAGCUCCUCCACCUUCAGUGGAUGAUCAGUUCCAGACAUCUUGGGAUAUGCACUCAUCCCAGCCAAUGGAGAUUGAUGAGAAUCAGGUGGAAGAGGCCUCAGGAAAGAGACAAUCUAGAUUUUCGGAUCAAGGAUACAGUUCAAGAGACUCUGUGGUAAGGGAGGAGCCUCCUCCAUCCUCUCUUGCUGCACUGGCUAAAUUGCAGGAAGCCCUAUACCUAAACAGUCCCAUCUCGUCUGGAUUCUGUACAGAGACAAUGGAGAGCUGAUAUUAACAUGAGGAGUCAGGGUGGAGGAGCAUCUGUAGCCUAUCCCAUGAACACUUGGCGUGAAGCAGGAAUGCAGCUUAAUGGGCUGCCAGUCCAUUGCAGAGUGCCAAGUACACACAUGAGUGCCAUGUACGCACAUAUUCACAGCUUGAAAAACAACAACAUUGUUCUCAGGUUGUCAACAGGAAACCAGUGGAAACCCACAUAUUGUGUAGAUGUGUUUUAUUGUUUUCUUAGGUACAACAAGUGACAAUUAUUUGAAACCUGUGAACUGCUGUUUGUAGUGCUUACAUGAGCUUGAUAAUGCAAAAGAAAAAAGUCUUGUAACAUUUUAAAUGACAUUUUAACAGACAUAUGGACAUCUGUCCACUGAUUUCCAUUUAAACAGGUAUUACAUUUAAUAUUGCACAUAACCUUUUUGGUUAAAAUGGGUUUUCAUCACAGGGAAUCUACAAGCUGUAAUUUACGAUAUACUGAUUACUUUACCAUUGCAUGCAUUGCACUAUAAACAACUUUUCGUGUAAAAACAAA
Molecule: messenger RNA, 3794 nt
Organism: Ictalurus furcatus (blue catfish)
Lineage: Eukaryota; Metazoa; Chordata; Actinopteri; Siluriformes; Ictaluridae
Gene: il17ra1a
Product: interleukin 17 receptor A1a
Exons: 11
Coding region: 837-3263 (808 amino acids)
Molecular function (GO): interleukin-17 receptor activity
Source: RefSeq, a predicted model, not a curated record